AUGAGAAAUAAAACACCUACUAAAGAUAAAGAUUAUAUUACAGAUAAAAUUUUAAGUAGAAUUCAAUCUAGCAAUAUCUAAAUAUAUAAUUAAGAUCAAGGAAAAAUGAUUGUUGAAACAAAAAAAAAGAAAUUGUGUUGCGAUUCAUGUUUACAAUAAGAUGUCAAAUUUUUACCUAAUAGUGAUAUUCAAAAAAAUAAUAAACUUUAAAAUGAUAGAACAGUUAAGGAACUUUAUUAAAAUGGAAUUAAACACUAUAAACUUGGUUAUUUUAAUUUAGAUUCUAUUUCUAUAUAAUAUGAUGGGAAAUACGAAAGAUUACGUCUAGAUCAUUUUGAAGUUGUAUAAAAAUUACUUUUCCAUUUAAAAUUAAAAGAGAAAUUCUAAAGUAAUAUCAAGAGUGUUUUAUUUAAGAUUGAAUAAAAUAUUCGAGAUAAUCACAAUUCGUUAAAUUCACUUUUGCAAUAAGAAAUUCCUUUUCGAGAUUAAUUAGAGAAGAUUCAGAAAUAUAAUUAAGCUGUUAUUGCAUUAUGUGUUUCACAAGAAUCGGAUACAUAUUUUGAUGACGAAAAUUAACAUUCUUAGAUUAAUUAUUAAAUUGCCAUUAACGAACAAGAAAGAAUGAUUUCAAGAUUAAAAACCUAAGUUCAACAUCAAAAUGUUUUGAUUCAUAGAAUUUAAUAAAGUGUAAAUGAACCAAUGCUUGGAGUAGCUGGUUUAUUGAAUUAGGUUGGAUAAUUUAAAUAAAAAAUAGAAGAAUUAAAUAAGGAGAUAGAAAAUAAAAAUAAUGAAUUAAUUUAAGAGUAAUUUUAACUUUAAGCAGUUCAUUCAAUUUUAGAUAAAAUAAAGAAUCUAUUAUAAAAAUAUCCUACAUUAUUUAGAGAUAUAACAGCUAACAAUAUCAUUAAUAUAAAAGAAUUCUAAUAUGAUUUAGAAUAGUUAUAUUUAUUGUAUAGUUAGGGUAAAUAAUAUGAAAUGAAUAUGAAUGCACUUUAAAAUUAGUAUGAUAAUUUAUUUAAAGAACUCUAAGAUGAAAAAAUAAAUUAAUCUAAAAUAAAAUAAGAAGCAUAUAAUAAAGAUCCAAAACUAAAGAAAAUAAUAGAAGAUCUUUCUAGAUUGAUUUUAUCUAAAGAUCCUAAUGGAAUGUCUAAUGAAUUAAGAGAAUUAAUAAAGGAGUUGUAUUUGAAGAAUCAUUAAGAUGUAAUUUAAGAUCAGGAAAGAUAAAUAUAAGCAUUAAAAGAUUAAGUCAAUUAAAUAGUAUAAAAUUAAUAAUUAUAGAGGGAAUUGAAUAUGAGAAUUUUAGAACUUCAGUGAGACAUUCAGAUAAUAAAGCUCCUUAUUUUGAAGAAGAUUAAUAUACUUAAUCUUUAUUUACUUAAGCUUAGGCUAUAGAAUAAUGCUUAUUAAAAAUAAAAUGA
Molecule: messenger RNA, 1418 nt
Organism: Paramecium sonneborni
Lineage: Eukaryota; Ciliophora; Oligohymenophorea; Peniculida; Parameciidae
Source: the annotation of a GenBank genome assembly